Molecule: messenger RNA, 7725 nt
Organism: Aspergillus alliaceus
Lineage: Eukaryota; Fungi; Ascomycota; Eurotiomycetes; Eurotiales; Aspergillaceae
Product: type I polyketide synthase
Exons: 12
Coding region: 1-7725 (2574 amino acids)
Biological process (GO): fatty acid biosynthetic process; secondary metabolite biosynthetic process
Molecular function (GO): oxidoreductase activity; 3-oxoacyl-[acyl-carrier-protein] synthase activity; fatty acid synthase activity
Source: RefSeq, a predicted model, not a curated record
AUGGCACCCGUCCGUCUGGCCAUGGGCUUGUCCAUGGAAGAAGACAUCCUGGAUCCCAUCGCAAUUGUUGGAUUAUCCCUUCAGUUCCCCGGAGAUGCUACGACUCUCGAUGACUAUUGGGAGUUAAUGAUGCGAAAUCGUUGCGUCUGUCAGGAAUUCCCCCCAAACCGGAUCAAUGGAGAGAGUAUGCCAGUAAAGAAAGCCCACUUUCUAACAGAGGAUGUAACGGCAUUUGAUGCGUCGUUCUUCUCCGUGUCUGGAACAGAAGCAGCUUCGAUGGAUCCACAACAACGGCUGCUACUGGAAACAACCUACCGAGCUUUUGAAAACGCUGGAAUUACAAUGUCACAAGUCAAUGGAUCGAACACGUCUGUUUACGUCGGCUGUUUCACAGAUGAUUAUAAGACAUUAUAUGAGAAAGACGUGGGUGACAAAGCCCCAUAUGCGGCAACCGGCAUCAUGCCAACUUUGAAUGCCAACCGACUAAGCUGGUACUUCAACUUACUCGGACCAAGUGUCAAUGUCGAUACGGCGUGCUCCAGCAGCCUUGUUGCGCUGGACCUUGCCUGCCAAAGUAUCUGGUCCGGUACUUGCGAUACGAGCGUUGUUGGUGGCGUGAACCUUCUUCUUGCCCCUGAUCUCUUCCACACUCUUUCGGGGAUGAAUAUGUUGUCCCCGGAAGGUCGCUGUAGGAGCUUUGAUACUGCCAUCCAGGACGGAGAUACUAUCCGAGCUGUCAUUCGAUCUACAGCUUCUAAUCAGGAUGGACAUACUCUCGGGUUGACCCAGCCGAGUCAAUCCUCGCAAGAGCAGCUGAUUAAUUACUGUUACAGCAAAGCAGGAUUGGAAAAGAGUCGGACAGGAUAUGUCGAAGCACACGGCACAGGGACUCCGGUAGGAGACCCAAUUGAGGCCAGAGCGCUGGGGUCUGCAUUCCGUGAGGGUCGAGACCCACGCAACCCACUCUACGUAGGAUCGGUCAAGUCAAAUAUUGGUCACUUAGAAGGCGCUAGCGGCAUAGCUGGAGUCAUCAAAGCAAUUGCGAUGCUUGAGAGGGGUAUUAUUCCUGCUAUCGCAGACCUCGAUACAGUGAAUCCGCAGAUUGAUGAAGAAUACCUCAGAAUUCGGUUUCCUAGAACGGCUACAGUGUGGCCUAAGGAUGGCCUGCGCCGUAUAUCAGUGAAUUCAUUUGGAUUCGGCGGAUCCAAUGCUCAUGUUAUUCUAGAUGAUGCUUAUAACUUUCUGGCUGAACGCGGGCUUGAAGGAAUCGCGUAUUCCUCACCAGCAGAGCCACCACCACUGCAGCCACCGGGUCUUCGGGCACCCUUGGUUGCCCGGAAAUUACUGCUAUAUCGACAGUGGGGCAAUAACAACGACAAUGCAACCCCCUCUAACACACCUGUAAUCCUCCCAAUUUCAGCAGCGAACCAAGCCGCUGUUCGUCGCACUGCCUUGUCCUAUAGUGAGUACUUUGAGAAAAGGGAAACUGAAAAUUUAGAUUCGAAUGAGCUCCUGAAAGUCUUAGCGAGUACGCUCGUUCGGAGGAGAAGCAAUCUACCCUGGAGAGCAUUUGCUGUUCUUAAUUCCGUGGAGAAGCUCAAAGACUUCAAAUCGCACCUGUCCACGCCUUCUAUAGCUACCACAAAGCCAAAGAUUGCCUUUGUUUUUACCGGCCAAGGAGCACAAUGGAUUGGAAUGGGGAGGGAGCUCAUGCAAUACAGCGUCUUUCGCAGGAGCUUACAGCAAGCAGAGGCCUAUCUAGAAUACCUAGGCUGCGAAUGGAGGCUUCUAGAGGAACUGCUGGAAAAGUCGACAAGUAGCCGAAUCAACGAGCCACAAAUCAGUCAGGCACUAUGCACAGCCGUCCAGGUUGCCCUUGUUGAACUUCUGUCCCAUUUCAAUGUCCGCCCUAAUGCUGUUAUUGGGCAUUCGUCGGGAGAGAUUGCCGCAGCAUAUUGCUGUGGGGCUAUUUCUCGGGAAUCGGCUUGGAAGAUCGCUUACAUGCGUGGUGUCCAGGUAUCCAAUCUGUAUGAAGGUAAAGCCACGAUUCACGGCGCAAUGAUGGCUGUUGGGCUCCCUCCGGACCACGUAUCCAGGCUAUUAGAGGACAAUGGCCAUGAAUAUAGCUCGUUGAAAAUUGCCUGCUACAACAGCCCAUCGAAUGUAACCAUUUCAGGUGAUGAGCGAAUGAUCGACUCGUUCAAGCUUGAGCUGGAUAAACUUGGAACAUUCGCUCGCAAGCUUAAAACGAACGCCGCGUAUCAUUCAUCUCAUAUGAAUGUAGUUUCUGAAGCCUACAAUGAUUCCAUUGGUUUUAUUAGCAGUGGAGAAUCUCGCUUUCAAGGCCCUACCAUGGUCUCUACCGUUUCCGGGAAAGGGGUGACAUCGCACGAGCUACGAGAACCAUCGUACUGGGUGAAUAACAUGGUCAGCCCUGUGAAAUUCUCCCAGGGGUUUGAACGGCUCUGUGCGAAAAGGAUUGUGAAGAAAAUUGACGGAAGCCACCGGGGUAUGUUAAAAAUCGACGCAUGUGUGGAAAUAGGACCUCAUGCGGCCCUGCAGGGGCCAAUCAUGGAGAUCCUCGCGUCGAAAGGAACACAGAUGGCUUACCUAUCAGCGCUCCAGCGGAAUGCUUCUGCCACGACGACUCUUCUUGGGACACUGGGCCAACUUUGGUGCCUCGGAUGUGGUCCUGAUCUAGCACGGGCCAAUCAAUAUUCAGAUUGCACCGCUUCGAUUUGUGACCUCCCACAAUAUCCAUUCGACCACUCGCAGACGUACUUUCAUGAGAGUCGAAUAGGCAAGGCUCAUCGCCUCCAGAAACAGCCCAAAUAUCACCUUCUAGGGGAGCGUGUCACGGAUUGGAAUCCUCUCGAACCACGUUGGCGUAAUUUCCUGAGCGCGUGGGAUCUCCCGUGGAUCCAGGAUCAUAAGAUAAACGAAGUGACACUUUUCCCGGCAGCCGGUAUGAUGGCCAUGGCAGUUGAAGCCAUAUCGGACAUUACCGCCCUCCCACGAGGCGCUUGUGGCUAUGAACUUCGUGAUGUGACGUUCUAUACCGCUCUUGCUGUCCCAGACAGUGGAACAGGAGUGGAAGUGCAAUUCACCAUGCAUUCCCAAAACCAAAGUGGGACAAGUAGAGGGCAAGGCUGGUCCAACUUCCGGCUAUGUGCCUACAUAAACGAUAGAUGGGAAGAUAUAUGCCUUGGGCGUGUCCGUAUUGAAUAUGAAAUGGAGGCUUCGGAGGUUGACGAAGGGCUGUCGACAGAAUCUUACCUCAGAAAUACCCAACAACACUAUACCUCUCUAACUAACAGCAGCGAGCCUGUUCACAUGAAAGACUUCUAUUCUCUCCUACAGAGCUGCGGUAUCAAUUAUGGGGAUUGCUUUAGAAAUCUGAAGAAGGCUCGAUUUUCUGGCUUCGAGUCAGUCGGUGACGUCUCGAACUUCCCAUGGAGUGUGAAGGGGAAGGGAGAGGCACAAGGGUACACCGUCGUUCAUCCAUGUGCGCUGGAUGCGUUCUUUCAUCUAGCCUUGGUGAACUACACACAGGGAGGAAAGGUGAAGAAGCCUACCAUGAUCCCUUCGCGGAUCCGCAGGGCCUGGUUAUCUAGUUCGGGAAUAGAUUGGUCAACUGAAGAGCCCCUGAGGACUAUGUCUAACAUCGUCUCGCAGGAUAGCCGUGGUACUGAAUGCGAGCUAACUGCUUUGCGAUGUGAUUUCUCUAAAGUUAUCGCCCAGCUUGAAGGCGUCAAUAUGACCGUUGUGGACCAAAUUUCAGAUGAGGCAGACACCCCAGCGGAAGAGCUGCAAUUCUUGAGCCCUGUCUGGCUGCCGGACAUCGACGCGAUGGAACCCAAGGAAAUACUUGAUUACUGUGAGGCUGAAUUGCAAGAUAAUGCGGAGCCCACGGAGUUUUAUCGUCGACUGUCCUCUCUGCACCUUAAUUGUCUCCAUCAGGCUUUGCAGGCUAUCCCGGGAAUGGGAAGGUCUGACAGUUCCUCCCACAUGUUGCAAUAUUUCAACUGGGCCAAGCACUAUUUUCAAGACAAGGGUAAUCAUGAAGCAGGUGGAGCAGAGCUAUACCUAGAAUAUGAUAACGUGUACAGUGAUGAGGAUGUAAGCUGGCUUGAAAGUGUCAAUGCUCAAGGAAAGGUCCACGCUCUCGUUGCACGCCAUCUGCAAGAGAUUUGGCUAUCGGAAUUGGAUCCGCUAGAACUGUUGUUCAGUAACAACUCAAUUCUUGAUGAUUUCUAUGCCGAGCUGAGCAACAGCACAAACAGUUUCAAGCUACUGGGGAGAUACCUGCAACUCUACUCACACAAAUAUCCUAACGCAAGCUAUCUUGAAAUCGGAGCGGGAACUGGGGGCUCAACAGGCCCAGUACUCAAUUCCCUUGUGCAUAAAAGGAACCGACUGACUCCUUGUGAGAUGUAUAAGAAGUAUACAUUCACUGAUGUCUCAGAGGCAUUCUUUGAAUCUGCAAAGGAAAAGUUUUAUGAGUUUUCGAACAUGAACUUCAAGCGUUUGGACAUCGAAAAAUCCCCACUGGGCCAGGGCUUCGUGUCCGAAUCAUACGACGUAAUUAUAGCGGCAAACGUCCUCCAUGCGACAGAGGACCUGUCAGCAACUCUGAAGAACGUCUCGGAGAUGCUGCGCCCGGGAGGAAAGCUUAUUUUAUAUGAAAUAACAAACCCAGAGCUAGGAAGGACUGCCUUCGUUAUGGGCCUUCUUCCUGGCUGGUGGCUCAGCAGAGAGUCAUUCCGGUCCCAAGGGCCAUGCAUCAAAACUCAGGACUGGCACGACCUCCUCCAAAAGAAUGGCUUUUCCGGGGUGGACCACGAGUUCCGCGACUACAAGAGUGAUGAAUGCCAUGAACUGAGUGUUCUCAUUACCACCAAGGCUCAACAAGAGGAUGUGCCUGAGAUGCUGAGGGUGGACAUCGUCCCUCACCCCAGGCCCUCAAACAAAUCGGCUUUCCCUAUCUCACUUUACCGAGGCCUCGUGAAUCAGAUAAACGUUGAAAGCAGGCUCGUUGAUAUCCAAAAGAUCCAAAACAUUCCCAUCCAUCCAGAUUCUGUUGCGAUAAUUCCAGACAGUCCCAGCCAGUCAUACCUUAAUGAUAUGGAUAGUCAAGCGCUUUCUCAGCUUCAGCAGCUUCUUAGGUUGUACAAAAACAUCGUAUGGGUAUCAUGUACGGUCGGCGACGGUUCGGCAGAUCCUAAGUACGGCAUGGCUAGCGGUCUGGUCCGGUCCUGGCACACGGAGAUUGAGGGAGCAAGGUCGGUGCGAGUCGGGCUACAAGGCAAUGAAACCCCCAGUUCAAAGCAAAUUCAAUACAUCUUGACAGCGACACGGCACAUGAUGAGAAGCAGCGCUGAAACCUGCGAAAUGGAGUAUGAAGAGCAAAGCGGCCUUCUUCAAAUUUGCAGGCUCCGGAGUGAUGAGCAAUGCCACGAAGCGUUUGUGGACAGUUUAUCGGAUAUGGUUCCCUGCACACUUCCCUGGAAGGAUGCGCCCCCCUUAAGGCUUAUUGCAGGAACACCCGGGCUUCUCGAUAGCUUGCACUUCGUCGAGGAUAUUGCUGCCGUCGAGCCACUUGCUGAUGAUGAAAUCGAGAUCGAAGUACGCGCCAUGGGCGUGAACUUCAAGGACUGUUUGAUUGCACUUGGACGAGUCCCGGGAGACAAACUAGGAAAUGAAUGUGCGGGAAUUAUCAGCAAGGUCGGAUCAGCUUGCCAAUCGCAGUUUCAACCGGGAGAUAGAGUAUGCAUGUCCACCACCGAAGCGUUCAAAACGUACGCACGCAGCAAGGUACAGUGUGUCUGUCGUCUACCAUCGACGAUCAGCUUUGUAGAGGCCGCAGCAAUCCCCACCCAGUUUGUGACGGCAUGGACAUGCCUCAACGAUAUUGCCCGAUUGGCGAAGGGAGAGGCCGUUCUGAUCCAUGCGGGGGCGGGAGGCACCGGUCAAGCAGGAAUUCAAAUCAGUCUGUACCUCGGCGCGCAAGUCUUUGCAACGGUUGGUUCGAAGCGCAAGAAGGAGUUCCUGAUCUCACAGUAUGGAAUACCCGCCAGUCAUAUAUUCUACAGCAGGGACACCUCUUUUGCGAAAGGACUCAAGAGUAUCACCAGUGGCCGUGGAGUGGACGUUGUGCUGAAUUCGCUUGCGGGUGACAGCCUCAUGGCUUCUUGGGAGUGCCUGGCACCUUACGGACGCUUUGUAGAAAUUGGGAAGAAGGACAUCUUGGCCAAUUCGACCCUCCCCAUGCAGCCAUUCAGUAAGAGCGUCACAUUCUCGGCAUUUGAUGGUUCGAUAUGGAUGGUUGAGCGGCCACUGGAGGCCCAACGGAACAUAGAGAUAAUUAUGGGACUCUUUGAGCAAGGUAAGUUGAGUACUACGAAGCCGCUGACAGUCUACGACGUUGCGAAUAUUGGUACGGCCUUCUCCAAUCUUGUGGAAGGCAAGAGUAUCGGAAAGGCUGUCGUAGAAGUUUCACCCUCAGCACCUGCACCGAACGCCAUAAUCCGAAAGCCAACAUAUUCCUUUCAGGAAAAGGCCACGUAUGUUAUCGCAGGUGGAUUUGGUGGUCUUGGUCGUACCAUAGCAAGGUGGAUGGUAGACAAGGGCGCCCGCCACUUGAUCAUUCUAUCGCGCUCUGGUCUUCGAAAUCCGACAUCUGUGAGCCUGGUGGAGACGCUCCGGAGUAUGGGGGCUACGGUUGCGGCGCCUGCAUGCGACAUCGGCAACGAGGAUGAGCUCCGCAAUGCCCUGGCGGAAUGCAGUAGAGCCCUGCCCCCCGUUCGUGGUUGCAUACAGGCAUCCAUGGUUCUAAGAGACAUGCUUUUUGACCAGAUGCAACUUCCCGACUGGAAGGCAUCCACUGCACCUAAAGUCUCUGGAUCCUGGAACCUUCACACCCUUCUCCCCAAUGACCUUGACUUCUUCAUUCUCCUCUCUUCCGUGUCAGGGAUCAUUGGCCAUCGGGGACAAUCAAAUUACGCAGCGGGAAAUACAUACCAAGAUGCCUUAGCCCACUAUCGUGUCUCGCGUGGGCAAAAAGCAAUUAGCAUCAACCUAGGCGCUAUGAUCGACGACGGAUACCUUGCCGAGAACAUAAAUAAAAACAUAAAGGACAGGCUUCUAGGGACAGGGGCUAUGCUGCCAGUGACCCGUGAGAUAUUUCUGACGCUUCUAGAAACCUACUGUAACCCGUCACUGGGCGUGCUCGGGCUCGGUGGCUGCCAGGUCGCAUGCGGAAUCAACACACCGCAAAAUAUUCAUGCCCAGGGGGUGGAUGAGCCAGGUUGGCUUCAACGACCAUUGUUCGGUGCGCUGUAUGGCAUCCGCAGCCAAUCAAAUAAAUCCGGAAGUGAUGGAGACGGUUCAGGAAAAGAGAAGCUGCGCGAUUUCAGACAGGAAUUUAUCGACUGCUCAACCAUACCCGAGGCUAGCCUCAUCGUUACCGAAGCUCUUAUCUCCAAACUAUCUCGCAACCGAUCCCUCGUUAACUCUACGGAUGCCGAGAUCGACAUCCAUAAGCCCAUCGCCAGUUAUGGUGUGGACUCUUUGUUAGCUGUGGACAUCCGGAGCUGGUUCAGAAAGGUCUUCCAGGCGAACGUACCAACAUUCGAGAUCUUGGGCGGCACCAGUUUUGUGUCUAUGGGCGCGACGGUGGCGGGGCGGAGCGCGCUGAAGAGGAAAGAGGAAAUGACUACCUACUGA